UAUUUACACACCCUCUUUGGUAUUUAGAAUAAAAGUUUUUGAUUUCGCGUGUUCUAUUGUUGUUCGUUCUCCACUAAAAUUGUGUCAUAAAUUUUUUUUGUAAAUAAUUGUUAAAUUUGCCGUAGUAAAAAGUUCAAAGUGUUGGAAGGUGCAAUAUUUUCUCGUUUUUUUGGUUGAAAAUUGUGCUUAAAACAAUUCCAUCACAAUGGGGCGCAAGCAGGGAUGCGUCAUUAAAACCUCAGCUACGCCAACAAAAACUACAAAAAAGGUUCUCUCGCACGAUGAGUUUAUGAAACGUAUAAAUAAAACUUUAUAUUUCGGCAAUGAUUUCCUUGAUAGCGAUGAUGACAACGAUAACGUGGGGCCUGCCUUGGAAAUGUCUAAACCCUUGGCGGAAUAUGCCUCUGAACUGUUUAGUGAAAGUCAUCGUGGUUAUACGUUGAAUCGUCUAAGUUGUGUGGAGGCUUCUAGUUUACAAACCGCCACACCGGCCACUUUGAUUAUGGCCUUAAUCUAUUUGGAUCGUUUGAAUGUUACCGAUCCCGGUUAUGUUAGACGUAUAACUCCGCAGGAAUUGUUUAUUGUUUCUAUGAUGAUUUCCACUAAAUUCUAUGUUGGCUAUGAUGAGGAAAUUUAUAUGUCUGAUUGGGCAGAAUACGGUAACAUAUCGGAGGAUAAAUUAAAGCAAUUGGAGUUAAAUUUCUUAUGCGCAAUUGAUUGGAACAUCUACAUAUCGAACGAACAAUUUUUCGAAAAACUUACCAGUAUUGAGAAAACUUUGGCACGAAGACAGGGUCUACGUCGUGGUUGGUUAACUUACAGUGAACUCAUACAAAUGUUGCCCUCAUUCACAUUGGCCAAAUUUUUACUCAAUAACAUAACCGUUAUAGCAGUCAGUUAUGCUGCCAGUGUUAUAACCAUAGCAGGAGCACUAUUUUUGGCAGCACAAAUUCCUGGUACAUCGUUGCAUCGUCAACGUACAUCGCAAAUAACAACGAAUAACACGGAUUUACUUACUGAAACCGAUGUAAUGGAUGCUGGUGUUAAGCUAAAUGGUUCUACUCCCCUCACAACUACAUCACACGUGGAUAUUAUGCAACAGCACAAUCAUACCCAAAAUUUGGCAUUAAAUGUCGAAGAUGAAUUGCUCAAACUGGAAAGACAGUAUCGUGAAGAAGCUUUGCGUGAUAGUCUUCAACAAAAGAAUAAUGAAAUAAAUACAGAAUCCCGUCUUACAUUGCCGCAACAAAUGCUAAUGGCUAAAAUUAAUGUCAAUCAAAAGUGUGCUAAACAUGGUCAACAAUAUCAGCAACAGGGUCAAUGGUUUGCUCAUAAGGAAGAGUAUAGUGAUUAUGGUAAAAUGUCGCUAGAAGACAUUAAUGAACUCUAUCGUCAACCAUUACUAAUGACAACCCGCUCGGACUAUAGGACUAAUGAAAUCUGUGCUGGUUUCAAACCGGAGACGCAACAUUUUAACUCUUAUGACAAUUCUACUGUGGUAGGUUUACUCUGGCACUUUUUGGCUGAUACUGUUCAACAUACAAGUUUUAUGCGUUUGCCUUUUGUUUGGCUAAAAUUUAUGUAAACUUGAUGACAAAAGGCAAAGCAGCGGACAAAUGAGGGGAUUUCUAAAAGCCUUAUAAGCCGCAUUAUAUAUGAAAAGUUUUUUUUUUCGAAAUAUCUUUUAAAAUUUAACUUUUAUUUCUUUUCCUUAACCACUUUUAUCUUUUUAUAUUUAAACAAAUCUUUACUAAAUUAACGUUUGCUGAAACGUGAGAAAUAUGCAAAUAUAAUUUGCAUAUAAAUAGAACUAACUAACAAAAAAUUAACAUAUUUAUAAUAUUUAACAAAAUAUAUUAUAUAUUUUUUGAGCAUACAUA
This is a messenger RNA of Lucilia sericata (common green bottle fly), 1880 nucleotides long. RefSeq lists its product as uncharacterized. Bases 206 to 1585 code for a protein of 459 amino acids. The transcript has 5 exons. Gene Ontology annotation, molecular function: cyclin-dependent protein serine/threonine kinase regulator activity; protein kinase binding. NCBI's taxonomy places the organism in Eukaryota, Metazoa, Arthropoda, Insecta, Diptera, Calliphoridae. Gene Ontology annotation, cellular component: nucleus; cyclin-dependent protein kinase holoenzyme complex. The record is from RefSeq and is a predicted model, not a curated record. Gene Ontology annotation, biological process: regulation of cyclin-dependent protein serine/threonine kinase activity.